Messenger RNA from Triplophysa dalaica, 1458 nucleotides. It is a transcript of the gene rnls, whose product is annotated as renalase, FAD-dependent amine oxidase. The record is from RefSeq and is a predicted model, not a curated record. Gene Ontology annotation, cellular component: extracellular region. NCBI's taxonomy places the organism in Eukaryota, Metazoa, Chordata, Actinopteri, Cypriniformes, Nemacheilidae. The transcript has 7 exons. Gene Ontology annotation, molecular function: oxidoreductase activity, acting on NAD(P)H. Bases 85 to 1119 code for a protein of 344 amino acids.
CGCCCGCUGAAUCGUGUGAGAUCUACGUUAGCGGCAUUGCUUUGCUAGUACUUUUGCAGCUGUUUAUUUGCCUUUUCUAAAAAAAUGUCACGGGUUUUAAUAGUUGGCGCUGGACUUACAGGCAGUAUAUGUGCUUGUCUGCUGCGGAGGGAGCUGCCAAACACAUUCAACAUAGUCGUGUGGGACAAAUCUCGGGGUGCAGGUGGGAGAAUGUCCACAAGCAGAAGUCCGAGCAAUCCUAAAUGCACGGUUGAUCUUGGUGCCCAGUACAUCAGUGCCACACCAUACUAUGCCCGUAUUCACAGCAGUUUUUAUGAAGAACUAUUGGCACAAGACCUUUUAAAGCCUCUCGCUGAACCUGUUGAAGGGAUGACGUAUAAAGAAGAUGGAAUUCUGAACUAUGUGACGCCCAGUGGCGUCUCUUCCAUUAUCAAACACUACCUCAAUAUGUCAGCAGGAGCAGAGGUGCUCCACAACCGACAGGUCACGCACAUAUACCGGAAAGAUGCUGGCUGGGAAGUUUGUCACAAAGAGGGAGCUCCAGAACGGUUUGACAUAGUGGUCCUAACCAUGCCAGUACCACAAAUACUUCAGCUGCAAGGAGAUGUGGGAUCUUUGAUGGGGGAGAACCAGUUGAAGGAGCUAAGAGCUGUCAGCUACUCUUCCCGCUACGCACUUGGACUCUUCUACAAAGCCGGCGAGCGGAUCGACGUCCCCUGGGUGGCCAAGUACUUCUCCAAUAAUCCCUGCAUUCGCUUCAUUGCCAUAGACGAUAAAAAGCGCAAUUUAGUGUCGAAUGACUUCGGGCACUCUGUGGUGGUCCACACCAGUGUUCCCUUUGGAGUCCAGCACCUUGAGAAGGAGAAAGAUGUGGUGCAGAACAUCAUCCUUGAAGAGCUGGAGAAGGUGAUGCCAGGGCUUCCUCAACCUGACAGUAUCAAGUGUCAGAAGUGGAGAUAUUCCCAGGUGACAAGAUCAGUGGUGGAUUGCCCAGGGCAAAUGACAUUACUCUCCCAACCUUUGCUGGUGUGUGGGGGUGAUGGCUUCACACACUCCAAUUUCGACGGCUGCGUCGAAUCCGCCCUGAAGGUCUUUGAGGUUUUGAAGUCUUCUCUUUGAAAGGGGGUUUGAAAAGAAAGCCUACAUUUUGGGUUUUCGUUAUGGAUGCCAGCAUUGAUUUUAGAUUUGAGCCCCUCCCGGCAGGAAGAUGGAUGUGCAGCACAGAGCACGAAGAGAACUGUCUCGCUGGUGUCUGCAGACACGCAUUUUGUUACAAAAACCAAUUAUACCGUCUGGGCCGGAUGCUGAGGAUUAGAGGAGGACAAAGAGAAGAGCGCAGACUGAUGCCUCGUACUGAACCUGCAGACGGCACAAUGCAGCAGUCGGUCUACUAAAGUCAAGCAAAUGUUAUCUGUUUUCAGUGUUCUCUUAUAAAUAAAACAAUAAGAACAUGCUUAA